This is a messenger RNA of Miniopterus natalensis, 1496 nucleotides long. RefSeq names its product heparan sulfate-glucosamine 3-sulfotransferase 2 (gene HS3ST2). NCBI's taxonomy places the organism in Eukaryota, Metazoa, Chordata, Mammalia, Chiroptera, Miniopteridae. The record is from RefSeq and is a predicted model, not a curated record. Gene Ontology annotation, molecular function: [heparan sulfate]-glucosamine 3-sulfotransferase activity.
GUGGGCGUGAAGAAGGGCGGCACGCGCGCCGUGCUGGAGUUCAUCCGCGUGCACCCGGACGUGCGGGCCUUGGGCACGGAGCCCCACUUCUUCGACAGGAACUACGGGCGCGGGCUGGACUGGUACAGGAGCCUCAUGCCCAGGACCCUGGAGAGCCAGAUCACGCUGGAGAAGACGCCCAGCUACUUCGUCACUCAGGAGGCGCCCCGUCGGAUCUUCAACAUGUCCCGAGACACCAAGCUGAUCGUGGUGGUGCGGAACCCCGUGACCCGCGCCAUCUCCGACUACACGCAGACGCUGUCCAAGAAGCCGGACAUCCCCACGUUCGAGGGCCUGUCCUUCCGGAACCGCACGCUGGGCCUGGUGGACGCGUCGUGGAACGCGAUCCGCAUCGGCCUGUACGCGCUGCACCUGCAGAGCUGGCUGCGCUACUUCCCCCUGGCGCAGAUCCACUUCGUGAGCGGCGAGCGGCUCAUCACCGACCCCGCGGGCGAGAUGGGGCGCGUGCAGGACUUCCUGGGCAUCAGGAGGUUCCUCACCGACAAGCACUUCUACUUCAACAAGACCAAGGGCUUCCCCUGCCUCAAACGGGCGGAGUCGAGCCUCCUGCCCCGCUGUCUGGGCAAAUCCAAGGGCAGAACUCACGUGCAGAUCGACCCCGAGGUCAUAGACCAGCUCCGGGAGUUUUACAGACCUUACAACAUUAAAUUCUAUGAAACCGUCGGGCAGGACUUCAGGUGGGAAUAAGCCUCCGACGUGCGAGGCUCUGCUCUUGGACUCUGCCACAAGCUGUGUUCUUAGGGCCUAUGAUCCCCUCGCCCCAGCAGAGCCAUGCCCCAGCCCCACCCCCACCUUGGGCUCCCUCGUCCUGGAACCCGGGAGCCCGGCCAAGGCCGAGAGACGGGGGUGCUGCCGCUAGCGCCCCCCAGUCUGCCCAGGCAAAGCCAUCUGCUUGUGGCGCGUCCAGUCAAUUCCAAAUCGUUUCCCCUCAGCCCAUAAGCUGCCCGGGAAACUGCUUUAAGGAGCGGCCUCCCCGUUUUGGUAGCCAGUGCAAGUGGUGAUGGUUCUGUUGCAGUGAACACAGCUGUCUGUCCCUGUCACCGUCCACCCCAGAGUGAGCUUGUUAAUUCCGAGUGUCCUGUGCUUCCCUCUGAGCUGAAACCUCCUGAAUGGCCCUGGGGUGGCGUGGGGACCAUCCUCCUCUCCCUGGCCUCAGCUGCUCAUCCAGACGUGCAGAGCCGAAGCGCCCCCGGGCCACCCCUAGGAGACAGACCCUUUGAUGAUGGGAUAAACCGGAGCUUCCUAAGGCUGUGGUCUUGGCUCUACUUGAAGGGUGACUGUCUUCAAAGUCCCCCUGGUGACUCUCCCUGCUCCCUGUGGACAAAAGCACAUAGUUCCGCUGUUACGGGUACUUGCCUCACCAAGCUUUCGUGUUCAGCAUGCGACAGAAUCAUGCUUGUCCAUGUGAAAUAAAUACGGCUCUCUCGUGUCCUGGA